UCGGUUCAGAGUAUUCAUUAUUAGACCACGUUUUCCUAUUCCUGCAAGAGGAUCUAAUAAGAAAAAGAAACUGUACAUUUUCCGUCACUUUCUCUGGAAAAUGUCAGGAUUUUCCCAGUGAAAUAUUUUCCUAGUUUUUAAUAAUUGCCAGGCAUUCCUUCUUCUCUCUUUCGAUUUCGUCGCCUUUUCGAUUUCAUCCCAUUGCUGUUCGAAGCCCUGCGUCGAGGAUGGGCGUUGACUUUUCGCGGAAAUGGCGAUUCACGUCCGCUACGACCUGCAAGAUUUGAACUUCAGGGGUUAGUUUUGCGAAUUUAUCCAAACCAGGGAUUUGUAUCAACUGGGUGUUUGAUAAAUUUCAGAAAUUGGAAGGGUUUCUGGUUGAAUUUGGAUUGUUUUGGGGUGCGAUUUUGUUGGGUCGGGCUGUGAAUUUGUUGAUGGAUACGGAUGCUAAGGAUGCCAGUACUGCUAAUGGGUGUAAAACUGAGACGAAGUCGGAUACCGGAGACUCUCAGAAAGUUGAGGAAAAUGUUAAUGGAGAUGAAGACAGUGAGUCUAAUUCUUUGUUGCCUCCUCGGAGAGGGGGCAUGUCGAGGAAAACGAAUAAGACUCGGCGAAAAGUGCAGUGGAAUGAUAGGAAUGGGAAUAAGCUUGUUGAGGUCCUGGAAUUCGAACCAAGCGAUGUUAGUGAUUCUGAUGAUGAGGAUGCAGAUUCUUGCAUAUGUACUAUCAUGUAGAUGUCAUUCGGUACACCAUUUAUCAGGAUACGUUUGCUGGGUAAUUUUACUGCCUCUGUUAUAGCACAGUGUGUCAAGGAUGGACCAAAGGUCCUGAGACCAAAGCAUAGUACCAUUUUUGGGUUAGGUUUCCAUGACUGCCGUUAUAACCAGAUGCAAACUGAGUGGUCCAUCUUCCGGGGAUGAAAGCAGACACAGAUGACGGCAAUUUGGCUUCCACAUUAUGUAAUAUAUCAAACACAGUCGAGAAUUAUUUUGUUUUACGAUAUGCAUAAUUUGUACUUUGUAUGUAAUUAGAAUCACAGCAUACUUUGAUAACCAUAUCAUGUUAAAUAAACGUGCUUCGAUUCUGUUUGUUCC
This is a messenger RNA of Malus domestica (apple), 1094 nucleotides long. RefSeq lists its product as uncharacterized. Lineage: Eukaryota; Viridiplantae; Streptophyta; Magnoliopsida; Rosales; Rosaceae. The record is from RefSeq and is a predicted model, not a curated record.